This is a messenger RNA of Drosophila persimilis, 6735 nucleotides long. RefSeq names its product protein strawberry notch. Bases 72 to 6452 code for a protein of 2126 amino acids. Gene Ontology annotation, cellular component: nucleus. Gene Ontology annotation, biological process: regulation of DNA-templated transcription. The transcript has 4 exons. Lineage: Eukaryota; Metazoa; Arthropoda; Insecta; Diptera; Drosophilidae. Gene Ontology annotation, molecular function: histone binding; chromatin DNA binding. The record is from RefSeq and is a predicted model, not a curated record.
CGUAAAAAAAAAUUUGUUGAACUCUCCAACUUUUCCAGUAGUAAUUUUUGUUGGACCGGUACCAUACCAUAAUGCCACUGGAAGUCAGCGUAGCUCCCAACGAGCGGAAGCGAGAGAGAAAGCGACGCGUGAAGAAGGAGAAGCCGAAGGCUUCGAUCAGUCGGCGGGCCUUCCUUCGCUUGGCCGAGGAGGAAGCUUGCUCCAUGUACGCGGGUCCCAGGGAGCCACCUCCUAUGCCGAAGAGGAAGCGGCCUCUUGAGUCACAAGCCAAGCCCCAAAACUCGAUUGAAGAGCAGAACACGGCGCAGCCGAAACGGAGUCGACUUUACCCAUUCGGUGAUAUUCUAGGGUCUGAACUGGAGACAUCGGAAGCACCCUUUGACAGAGGAUUAGUUCCAGCUGUGGAACCAAUCGCUGAACCAGUUUUGGAACCAAUCGAGCAAACAUUCUCCCGAUUACCGGAACAACGCAACGAGGAACUACUACCGGAAACAGUAUCGGAUAUUUUCGACUCAAUUUGGCCAGAGUUCGAGGACCCUGCAUGGGGCUGGGAUGCGAAUCUAGUGCCACCGUCUCCCACGAUGCAUAACCAAGGUGAGAUGCCCGAUGCCCAUUUUCAAACACAAUUCGAUGCCAUGCAACCCAACAACAACUACAACAGCGGUCAAAAUCAAUCAUUACACGAUUUACUUGACUCUUUGUGUCCUUCCACACCGAACUUUGACCACGUUCCACCGAUGCAACCGAUCAAUCAGAGCUUCGACUAUAUGUCCUCGCGUCCUUGCAAUCCAGCAAGCGCCCCACCCAUGACACAGGCGUUCAAUCAACCAUGGGAAACUGAAUCGAAUAUGUUCGAGCCAACAGUAGAUCAGAGUUGGAACUAUUCCUCCUAUCUACAGCCCACAUUCCGCAACAAUCACAGGCAACCUUUGCCUUUAUGCCCCUCCGAUCAUAGCUUUCGUGGCUUUCGAGAAGUUCCUUCAGCAGGCUAUCAAAGCUGGGACUACGGAAACCAUCUGCAGCAUGGAGCACGGCCACAUAGCACCAUGGCUCCGGAUGUUGCACGUCACACUCAGUCCAGCUGGAAGUCUGACUUUAAAAUAGAUUUCAAUAACGUAGAACCACCAAUAACCAAUCCUAUGGAUAGCCCAAGAGCUGAAAAUCCAAUCAAUGUGACACAAGUUCGUCACAGCAGGAAUAAUCCACCGGAUCUCCUACCAAUGCCCCGCGUACCGAAAACUUUUGUGAGACCAGCAGACAAUCGUAUGCCAUUGGGACCAUCUAAUCAGCAAGAUACUGGGCCACCAUUCCCUUCAUCUGUACCAAAGCCCACUACACGCGUGAGACCAGCAGAUAAACCAUAUUCCGAUAGGAGCUGUGCAACAGGACAGGCCUUCUCUAUGAAGAAACCCACUGACAGCUGGAGCUCUUGGCUGGAAAGAGAGCUUGAUCAAUCCUCCACGGUAGCACCGAUUAAACGUGUGGCACCGGUGGCCAAUCCUGUGACUGUUCAAAAACCCAAUCAGAGCUGCAACACCACAGUCUUAAGCAAUCAGAACUCCGACUCUGGCCUCGUAAAGAUACCAAAAAUUCACGUGAGACCAGCAGACAAUGCGAUUCCGAUUCAGACCGGGAACUCUGCCUCCAAAAUCCAGAUUACUAAUGUAUCAGCGCCUACUUUACCCAUGAAACCAGCAGCACAAUCCCAAAAACAACCCAUGGCUAUCCCCAAACCUGUCGAAAAGCAGAUUGAGCGUGGAACAACUCUCCAGGCACCUAUCAAACCCCCUGUAACUCGUCUGAAAGCAGCAAAAACCCCGAUUCAGAACUGCGCGACUGGCAUCAAAAUUCAGCUUGAAAAUGGCGCACAGAUCGACAUACCCCAGGUACUCCCGGUUGCCCCUGUAAUACCACCGGAAAAACAACCCAUGGCUAUCCCCAAACCUGUCGAAAAGCAGAUUGAGCGUGGAACAACUCUCCAGGCUCCCAUCAAAGCCCCUGUAACUCGUCUGAAAGCAGCAAAAACCCCGAUUCAGAACUGCGCCUCUGGCAUCAAAAUUCAACUUGAGAAUGGCGCACAGAUCCACAUACCCCAGGUACUCCCGGUUGCCCCUGUAAUACCACCGGAAAAACAACCCAUGGCUAUCCCCAAACCUGUCGAAAAGCAGAUUGAGCGUGGAACAACUCUCCAGGCUCCAAUCAAAGCCCCUGUAACUCGUCUGAAAGCAGCAAAAACCCCGAUUCAGAACUGCGCGACUGGCAUCAAAAUUCAGCUUGAAAAUGGCGCACAGAUCGACAUACCCCAGGUACUCCCGGUUGCCCCUGUAAUACCACCGGACAAAUCGAUGAGUAGACCAAAAUCACACCAGAGCGGGCCUAAAGCACCCGAAAAGCCAAUAGAUAAUGGGAAAACGCCCCAUCCGACUGUACCAAAGCCCAUUAUUCGAGUGGGACCAGCACAAAAUCGGAUUCCAGUGGCGAAAUGUGGCUCCAAAACUCAGAAGAACAAUGUGGCAGCACCCGCGGUACCUUUGAAACCAGGCGGACAGCUAGUAUCUGUGCAAAAACAACCCAUGGCUGUGCAGAAACCCUCUCUCAACCUGAACACUGGCCAGGUACCCAUCAAAACCCCCAUUACCCGAGUGCAAACAGCAAAUACUCCGGCUGUUAUGCCAAAGGCUGCGCAGAUCCCGAGCUCUGGCAUCAACAUGCAGCUCGAGAAUGGGGCAACGAUCCACAUACCGCCCAUACAGAUACCGUCCACGCCUACCCCUGCAGCCAUACCGGCAGCCAAUCCGCAGCACAUACCAAGAGGACAGUCCCUGAGCAAGCCGCCAGCCCUGUGUCCGGCACAGGGGACGUUCAACGGGCAGCAGAGACCGAUGAUUACCGUCAUAAAGGGGGACCAUGGCGAGGACAUACACGUGUCCUUUGUGACGGGACCCGAUGGCUUGGUCACACAGGUGAAGAGGUUGCCGCCGAAUGUGGCGGCAGGUUGCUUCACCGGCGGCCUGCCGCAGCUGGAGCCGAUCACAACGAACGAAGUGCAACAGAUCCUGCAGGCCCCCAACUCGUAUACGACCCUGCACGGACCCGUUAGCGGACCCGUCGGCCUUCGCGGUGCCACGGGCCCCGACCAUGCCGUCGAGGACGAGGAGGUGGACUACGAGGAGAUCGGUGUGGCCGAGACCUUCGCCGAGUACUGGCCCACGAAGCUCAAGCACGGCGUGGCCCAUCCCGAUGCCGUCGUGGAGACGGCCACCCUCUCGUCGGUGGAGCUGCCGGACAUCACCUACGACCUGUCGCUGCCGCCCCACUUCCAGAUCUCCGGCAGCCUGAGCGCCUUGCAGCUGGAGGCCGUCUUCUAUGCGUGCCAGGCCCAUGAGCGGAUCCUGCCGAGCGGCGAGCGGGCGGGCUUCCUGCUGGGCGAUGGCGCCGGCGUCGGCAAGGGCCGGGCCAUCGCGGGCAUCAUCUACAACAACUAUCUGAAGGGUCGCAAGCGUGCCCUCUGGAUCUCCGUAUCGAAUGACCUCAAGUUCGAUGCGGAACGGGAUCUGCAGGACAUCGGUGCGGGCUCCAGGAUCAAGGUGGCGGCCCUGAACAAGCUCAAGUACUGUCGCAUCGACUCCGAGGAGAACGGCCGGUUCCGGAAGGGCGUCAUCUUCUGCACGUACACGGCUCUGAUCGGGGAGUCGAUGACGGCCAACUCCAAGUACCAGGCGCGUCUCCGGCAGCUGAUCCAGUGGCUGGGCCACAAUUUCCAAGGCGUCAUCGUGUUCGACGAGUGCCACAAGGCCAAGAAUCUGACGACGGGGAAUGGGGGCAAGUCGACGAAGACGGGCGCCACGGUGCUGGAGCUGCAGCAGCGGCUGCCCCUCGCUCGGGUCAUCUACGCCUCGGCUACGGGCGCCAGUGAGCCCAAGAAUAUGGCCUACAUGACCCGGCUGGGGCUGUGGGGUCCCGGCACUGCCUAUCCGGAGCUGGGGGACUUCGUGUACGCCGUGGAGAAGCGGGGCAUUGGAGCCAUGGAGCUGGUGGCCAUGGAUAUGAAGCUGCGCGGCACCUACAUCGCCCGCCAGCUGAGCUUCAAGGAUGUGACCUUCCGCAUCCAGGAGGUCAACAUGCAGCCGUCCUUCACGAAGGUCUACAACCAGGCGGCCGAGCUCUGGGCGGAAAUCAGCAAGAAGUUCACGAAGGCCUGCCAGCUGAUGAACGUCGACAGUCGGGUGCAGAAGAUGAUCACGUGCCAGUUCUGGUGCGCCCACCAGCGCUUCUUCCGCAACAUGUGCAUCGCCUCCAAGGUGAACAUGGUCGUCAAGAUGACCCGCCAUGCCAUACGCCACGGCAAGUCGGUGGUCAUUGGCCUCCAGUCGACGGGGGAGACGCGGACACUGGAGCAUCUGGAGCGGAACAACGGCAAGCUGACGUCCUUUGUGUCCACCUCGAAGAUGAUCAUCCAGUCGUUUGUCGAGAAACACUUUCCCGCGCCCAAGCGGGAGGCCUUCAUCGAGCUGGUCGCCACGGGGGAGUUCGUCCCGGAGAUGCGCUCCCAGCCGCCGCGUCCCAAGAAGCCCAAACCCACGCACAUCGACUGGAUGGAGGACGCGGAUGAUUGCUCCGAGGACAGCGACAUGGAGAUCCUCCAGGAGUGCUGGCCCCCGGUCGCAGAGGAGGCCAACGUGAAGGCGGGACGCAAGCGACGGGGCAGGCCCAAAAAGACCGACAAGGUGGAAAGGUUGAGCAUUCAGGAUCGCAUCCUGCAGCAUUUGCACGAGAACAUGAUGUUCCAAAGGAAUGAUGACCCAAAGGAAGUGCCGCAGCAGCCGCAAAUCACCGAGCGUGACGUCACACGCUGCAUCCUGAUGAAGGAACAGCUGCUGGAGAAGAUCGAGGUGCUGGGCCGCCACCUGCCACCCAACACCCUGGACAAGCUCAUCUCGAAGCUGGGCGGCACGAGCAAAGUGGCCGAAAUGACGGGCCGCCGGGGUCGUGUCAUCUGCCAGUCGCGCACUGCCUUCCGCUACGAGUCGCGGGUGGAGGCGGACACCACCAUGGAUCUCGUCAACUACAGGGAGAAGCAGCGCUUCAUGGAGGGCGAGAAGUACGUGGCCAUCAUCUCGGAGGCCGCCUCCAGCGGCAUCUCCCUGCAGAGCGACAAGCGGGUGUUGAAUCAGCGCCGACGCCUGCACAUCACCCUGGAGCUGCCGUGGAGCGCCGACCGAGCCAUCCAGCAGUUCGGACGCACCCAUCGCUCCAACCAGGUCAACUCGCCGGAAUAUGUGUUCGUCAUCACGAAUCUGGCUGGGGAGCGACGCUUCGCCUCCACCGUGGCCAAGCGCUUGGAGAGCCUGGGCGCCCUGACCCAGGGCGAUCGCCGGGCCACCGAUGCCCGGGAUCUCUCACAGUUCAACAUCGACAACGCCAUCGGCCGGAACACGCUGGAGCAUGUGAUGCAGCAGAUGGCGGGUGAGCGGAUGUUGACCGUGAAGCACAUACCCGAGUCCUACGAGGGCAACUUCCACGACGACUGUGCCACGGCCCUGGCAGGCGUGGGGCUACUCUCAAUGCGGAAGGAGAACAACCGGAAGAUCUUCAGCGUGGAGAAGGACUGCAACAACAUCGCAAAGUUCCUCAAUCGCAUUCUCGGCUGUCGCGUGGAGAUACAGAACGCCAUCUUCAAGUUCUUUUUGGGGAACAUGUACUCGCUGAUUACGCAGAUGAAGCGAGCGGGCCGCUUCGAUCUGGGGAUACUCGACCUGGACGCCCACGGGGCCAGUGUGACGUCCUUGAAGCUGAUGCGAUUCACGAGGCAACAUGCCACAGGGACGGCGGCCACGGAACUCCAUACGGUGAAGGUGGAGCGGGGCAUGUCCUUCGAGCAGGCGCUAGCCAAAUUCCGCAGGGAGGCCAAGGACCCGCACGAAGGAUUCUACAUCCUCAAGCAGAAGAGACGCAACAAGACCAACGCCGUCCUGUGCCUCAAUGGCCAAAUGGUUAACUGCCUGGUGAACACACGCAAAGAGUCCACCCCGAGUCCCGUGUUUCUGCAGCUGUACCGCCCCAACACCGGACCCCAGGUGAAGACCGAGAAUCUCACCUCGAUUACCCAGCGCUACGUGCAGGUGGCCCCGGAGGUGGCACAGAUGUACUGGCAGCACCAGUACGAGACGUGCCUGACGAGGUGCUCGCACAGCUUCUGGAACCGACCCUGCCCCAAUCCGAACAGCUGCGAGCUGGGUCUGCGGGUGCGCACCUACCACGUGCUGUCCGGCCUGAUGCUCCCCAUUUGGGGCCGCAUCGAGAAGAUCAUUGAGCGGAACGGCCGCAAGAUACAGAUCAUACGCGUCAAGACGGAUGUCAACAAGAAGAUUGUGGGCACAGUGGUGCCGCCGUGUGUCUACAAUGAACUGGUCGCGGAUCUGUCAUCGGACUCCACUGUUUCCACAAAUUAAGGACUGGAAGAGAGCCGUAGACCUCUAUGAUUGAGUACCAUUUCGGUAUAGAUAUUGGAAGGUCAAAUAAAACACCAAUCGAGGCUAAGAGACGGCGGUCUCUGAAGUACAUAAGUUCCUCCUCCUCUUCUGGCACCCCAUUCUUCCUCCUUUAAGAGCGCGGUAAUCCCUUGUCCUUACUAUUGUCUAUCUGGCCAACUCAAUUGCCAUUCUCCGUGUGAUGCUGCUGCUGGCCACUUUAAAAAUAUCAACUCAAAUUGUGGCAUUCACUGGGAAUAAAUAU